Messenger RNA from Pelobates cultripes (western spadefoot toad), 7380 nucleotides. The record is from the annotation of a GenBank genome assembly. NCBI's taxonomy places the organism in Eukaryota, Metazoa, Chordata, Amphibia, Anura, Pelobatidae.
GCUGGACAACAGGCGCAGCCGGGGCAGCUAAAAGGUCCUUCCUCACUGUGAGCGUCCAUGCUGCUUGAUACAUGUGAGAGAUUCCUAAUUUCUUACACAGCAAACCUUGUGAGUAUAUAUACACAGUAUACACCUCCCAUAUACCCUCACUGACACAGCACACAGGCAUACAUACAGACACCCCCACAGGAUUUAUAGAGGGACCAGGGGGGAGGGGGGGCUAGUCUCUAAACAGUGAAUUGUAAAAUAUACAGGUUUAUUUACUAAAGUGAGAAUUCAAAGCGAAUUUCUAAUUAAAGGUAAAGUUGGCCAAACUGCACAAGCCCUCUAAGUCAGCUCUGCUUUCAGUUCUGAUACUAUGGCUUUAAAUUUGAAAUUCACUUUAAUUUCUCACUGCAGUGAAUAGCCAGCAAGCAGCUGCGUAUCCGUAGUCUGUAGUGGAGGAGGGGAGUGGUGUCUCAGAAGCGGAGUAAGCAGUCAAACCGUUCGUGUAUGUUUUGAUUGCUGUCAUUAGAAGCGCCAGGGCUUUUUGGGCACAAUAACCGCUACAGCGCACUGCCAUCGUUAUAAUGAUAGUUUUCCUUUAGUUUUGUUUUUCAGACAUUUGUUUAAUGUAAUGGAAUAAAUAAACAGAAAGUAAAAGAUUUUGGGAAAUGAUGGUUCCUCAUUAAACAAACACUGUAACCGUAGGAAUGCAUAUCUGUAUUCCUAACACUACAGUCUUUGUGUGCCUACUUAGUUCAGUCACCCCGUGUUAAAAAUAUUAUUAAUAAAUGAAAAUAAGUCACCUUCUCUCCAGCGCCCUGUAUCCCUCAGCACUGCCUCCUCCCCGUGUGAUGACAGUCAAAUCCAAUGCUUCUCUUAUUGGUUACCAUAAGUGCAUGCAUGGCACUCUCUGCGAUGUCUAUAUUUCUGCCGUAGAGAAUUAUUGAAUACAUUGACUCUCUAUGGCAUACUGUGCAUAUGUGCAAGAUGUCACGGUAUGAGAGCCAGAAAGUAAGUGCUGGCUAUCAUAUCUGAAGGGCUUGAAUGUGUGGCUUGAAGCUGUGUUUCCAAGUCCAAUUAUUAAAAUAAAGAGUUUUGGGGUUAGGACUGAAGGCACUAUAUAAACUUUAGUUAAAAUUAAGUUUUUAUAAUGCCUGUAGUGUUCCUUUAAGCAAUGUGAACAGGUGACAUCAAUAAGCUCCCCACCAUAAAAAGUAUAGAUUUGAUCCCAAUGGUCCCUAUUAUUCUGUUACAGCUGGAGUGUAACAGGUCUAAAACGGAAUUGAAGAGUUGAUCGUAGCACCAUGGUCACUCCAGGGAUUUGAAGUGGUCAUGGUGCUUUCAGGCUUUCUCCUAAAGAAAUACUGAUUGAUUCUGAUAGUAGUGUAACUCUUUCCCUGACAUCACCAUGAGUACGUGGUUAGCCAGCCUGGAAACAAGAUAUCUGGGUUGGCUAAUGUCAAUUCUCUGCAUAUGUUUGCACAGACACUCAUUUAUUGUCUGAGAGUGCUCAGCUGACGAUCUCAGCCAGUCACUGAGUGACAGGAUUGGCAGAAGCUGGAUGUCAUUAAACCUGCUGCAGAGGAGGUUCGGCUAUCAGUGGUGACUCAUAUAAGAGGACAAACUGCUGCAAAAAGGUUUGCUCCAUUACAUGGGAACGGUUCCAGAGUACUCCUGGCAUAAUAUUUACCAAAGUAGGCAUGCUGGUACUUAAAUUAUCUUAAACUUUUUCAGAGAGAGGAAAAAGAAUGUCCCCACCCAGGCAGCUUAUUUUUCUGAUUCGUUUAAAAAUACUUUUUUCUUUCUUUCAGUACUACAAUAAAAAACUGUUUACAUUUACAUACUGGAAUAAAUAAUUUAUUUUAUUCAAUCUACAAAACAAAAUAAAAAUAGUAGACACUCAUAUACCCUUCUUCACUCAUGCAUUUACCUGUUUCCCCCCUCUCUUUCUUUCCCCUUUGCUCCCAAUGAAAUCCUUGUCAUUUACUUUUAUAUUUUCUGUUCAGUGUUGAUAAUAUUCUGCCAGAGAAUUGUGUGUCAUAAUGCAGAGGAAAAAGAUUGAUAAUCGCAUCCGGGUGCUCAUUGAGAAUGGCGUCAGUGAAAAACACAGGAACUUGUUUGUGAUUGUUGGAGACCAUGGAAAAGAUCAGGUGAGGAAACACAACACAGGAGCUCGAUACAUAUUGAAUGUCAUGUGUGAGGAUUUAACAUUGUGACACUGCAGACCAUGGUCUAUAUGCUGUUAAGGGAAAAGACAGAUGCUGAAAAGUUCUAAUAAUCUGGAGAAAUCAUCAGUGGUUUGUUUGUUUGCUUUUGUUUAGUUUUCAUUUGCUUCCAUGGUGACUACUCUACUCUAUUUGUGGAAUUUUGCAAUAUUGUUCUUUAUGCUUAAAGGUCACCUGUCACCUCAAAACUAUUUUUUAAAGGGAUUCUUUAGUUCCGUGAAAACAAAGUUGUUUUCCUGGCACUAUAGAACCCUACUGUGCUGCCCCCCUCCCGCGAUGCUGAUGGGGUUAAAACCCCUUAGGUCACUUAAAUGAAUCCAGCGCCAAUAUCCUCAGUGCUGGGUCAGGCUCUGCCCACGAUCCUCCCCUGCCGACGUCAGCGUCAGAUAACGGACCAAAGGUUUGUUUCAAUUCAGGAAGUCCUUCUAGUGGCUCUUGGUAGACAGCCACUAGAGGUGGAGUUAAUCCUCAGAGGUAAUUAUUGCAGUUUCUCAGAACCUGCAAUAAUUACCACUGUAGGGUUAAGGGACAUUGCACAGAGACCACUUCAAUGAGCUGAAGUGGUCUGGGUGCCUACAGUGUCCAAUUAAUAUAAUUCAUCAAGUUUUGAUAGGAAAUAUUUGGGUUUUUUUUUUUUUGGUUUUUUUUUGGGGGGGGGACACUAUAGUCACCCAGACCAGGUCUGGGUGCAGUGUACCUUAAUCCUACAGUGGUAAUUAUUGCAGUUCCUGAGAAACUGCAAUAAUUCCCUCUGAGGGUUAACUCCAUCUCUAGUAGCUGUCUACCGAGAUGCAAUAGAGGAACUUGAAUUGAAACAGAUUUUUGGUCCGUUACCCUUUUCCCCCACGCUGGAAAGAGUUGAGUGAAUAAAAUGGGUUUUAACCCUUUAUUCACCAGUACCAGGGACGGACCUUUAGUUAAUUUCAGAGGGACACUAUAGUGUUAGGAAUGCAGAUUUGUAAAAUAAAUAAAAGUAAUGAGAAACGCACCCCAACCCGUAGUAAUGACAGGAUUCUUCAGGCAGAUACAUCUUGGCUCGCAUAGUGUCUGAAAGCCGACUGUUAUGGAAUUAUUCAUUAAAGGGAGAAUUUCACAUUAAAGGUCAGAGUAGCCGAACUGAGAGCCUAACUGACUUGGGGACCUGGUCGUAAAAUGAAUUGGUUGGUAAGUGAGGCGCAUGUGCACCAGUGCAGGUCUAUAUUCGGGGAAAUUUCUCUGAACGUAUACAUAUGCACCAGAGCAGGAAAUCCCUCUAAUCUAUGUGCGGGGAAAAUUCCACAAACAUAGACCAGCUCUCUAACGUGGGGAAUCCUUGAAUCCUCACGCUAGAAAGUGUAAGCCGUCGCAAAGUGAAGACCACCUGUACAUGGCUGGAGGAUCCUGUCGUACACUAAAGGUAGUGAUGAGUUUUUCUUAUAUAUAAUUAAACUAUUUCCUUUCAAAACUUGAUGAAAUGAUCAUUUAUAUUAAAAGUGAGGCGACAGUUGUCCUUUAACUGUCACUGUCUCUAACAGGCAACUGUGUUUUUGCAAUAAGCUUAGAAACAUAGAAACAUCAUCCAUAAUCAUUUAUAGGCUAACAAUGGGAGACCUGUGGAAAUGAAACUUUGUUGCUAUUUUCAUGAGAGAUUUCACAGGCUACCUUUUGUGGUAGUGGUGUUGUGUUAUCUAUUGAUAUCUAAAAUACUUGUUAUUCAGAAUAUGCCACUUCACGGUUAUGUCGUUUUGUUUUUCCUGUUAUGUGACCAUUGUUACCAUUUGAUAUACCACAGUGAUUAUGGGAUGUUAUUUCUGUUUGCGUAUCAACUCUUAAACAGACUUUCAGUCACAAAUAAAACUAGUUAUUAAACUGUGUCCGAUCCCCAGUUUCCAUUUUAGCAUCAUACGAAAGGCAGAUCACUUUUCUGAAGAGAAAAAAAAAAAAAAAAAGGUCUGGAAAUGCUUAUUACUUGUGAGCUGAAUGUGAUAAAUGCAUUCUAUUGAUAAUUCAUACAAAAAGAUACAUUAUAAACAUGGCAUGUUUGAAGGCUCAACUUCUGCUGUAAAUACCAUGGCUUAAUGCAACAAGCUCUGCCCAUAACUGUAAGUGGUUAAAGUAAUUGGACGGUUCCAGCGUAUUUUGAUGGGAUGUGGAUAUAUAACUUACAGACACAUUCUCAGCACCAUGACCACUGUAUUCAUUGUAGGAGUUAUGGUACAAGCAGAUUCAGACAUUGUCCAUUGAUUCUAUGUCAAAAAAAAAUUUCUAGCACAAACUUAAGGUCUCCCGGCUGCCCAUGACUUGUCUUUCACUUAUCACAUUGUCAAUGCAGAAGUUACACGUCCACAUUAGCAAAGUCCAUUUCAUCCAAAUUUUAAAUGGCAUUAAUUGUGUUCAAGCAUCAGCUGAGGCACUCAGUCUGUACGAUCCCCUUGGCUUGGUUGGUUUGCAUUUGUUCUCGCUGUGGAAAGAACGUAAGAUUCAUCCUAAUGGAAUUCUUGGACAUCUUGCUGUGUAGAACCCCCAGUAUUUUGUUCAAAAUUGCGGAGAUGGGAUUAUUCUGCAUAUGGAUUAUUUGUUAUUAAAUGGACACUAUUGAGUCACCCAUACCACUUCAGCUUAAUGGUGUGGUCUGGGUCCCAGGUCCCCCAGGUUUUAACCCUUCAGAUGUAAACAUAGUUUCAGAGAAACUGCUAUGUUUACAUUGCAGGGUUAAUCCAGCCUCUGGUGGCUGUCUUUCUGACAACCGCUAGAGGCGCUUCUGCAACGCUGGGUGCGAAAAUCGCAUUCAACGUGCAGAAUGUCCAUAGGAAAGCAUUGAGAAAUUGUUUGAAUGCCGUGCAUGCGCAUUCCGCUCCACCCAGAACCAGACGUCGGCAUGGGAGGAGAGGUCACCAGCGCUGGAUAAAGGUAAGUGGCUGAAGGGGUUUUAACCUGAGGGUGGGGUGUACCUAAGAGUUAUAUAAUGUCAGGAAAAUGAGUUUGUUUUCCUGACACUAUAGUGAUCCUUUAAUUAUAUUUUCGAUUACUUCUUGAUCUCUUUGGAAUUGGUGAUAUUAAUGACAGAUGAACCUUCAUUGUUUUAAAACUCUCUCGUCAGGUGGUCAUUCUCCAUCACAUGCUGUCUAAAGCCACCAUUCGUGCUCGUCCGUCCGUACUUUGGUGUUACAAGAAAGAACUGGGCUUCAGCAGGUAACUAUUCACUUAGUAUCUUUUUUUAUUACCAACUGAUAAUGCUCAGGAGUUGUUAGAAUAGAUGGAGCUGGAACCAGUCUCUCUAGUGUUUCUAACUGAUUUUCCACAUUUUGUAGUCACCGAAAGAAACAGAUGAGAAAGCUUCAGAAGAGGAUAAAAAGUGGUUUGCUCAACGUGAAGGAAGAUGACCCUUUUGAGCUCUUCAUUGCAUCCACCAACAUCCGUUAUUGUUACUACAAUGAGACCCAUAAAAUUCUGGGAAAUACAUAUGGCAUGUGCGUCCUACAGGUGAGCAUGAAAUUCUGGAGCAUGUAAUAGAUCACCUGGAUUGCAAGGAAUGGGGCUUUGCAAGGUCAGCGCAUGCAAGAGACAGCUCAACUAAUAUUCUGCUUUGUGUUCGUAUUCGGUGCUGGUAAGUGGGAGCCUUCCUAAUGUCAUUAAGAGAGGACUGUAGUUUCAGGUGGAUCCACAAGUUCCUAAGUAAUGUAGAUCACAGCAAUAUUUCUAUAAUUUGUGUCUGAUUAUUCUUCUAGUCUAAAAACAAACAGGGCAAACAAAGUCAGUUUACUGGUUUAGAUCUGUCUUACAUGGUUAUGUUUUUGAUUAAUUCUACUGUUUUGUGGCUAUUGAUACAUCCUGAAAGAAUAAGAAAUAGGGAGGAAAGCUCUGUGUAAGGUAAUUAAAGGGACACUCUAAGCACACCUUAAGGUAAGAAUCCAUUGUUUGUAACCAAUUUGGCACUUACCUGUGUCUCGUGUGUGUGCCCCUCUUCAGAUAUCAUUUAAGCAGAAAUUCCUUCUUCCACAUUCAUAUCAAUUCUGUUUGUGUUUUUUGACGGAGAGCAUGAGCGGACUCUCUCGUCCAGUGAAUUCUAUCCAAAUUUAGUCCUUCUGCUCUGCAAAUAAAUAUGGGUUGCACCAGUGGACCCUUAUAACUAAGUGGCGAUUGUCAAAUUGUAUAAAAAUGGGUUGACUCGUACCUAGGUGAUGGCGCUAGAGGACUCCUGGCAUCGUAACCACUACAGCACAAUAUUUAUUUAGUUUUCGUUUUGUGAUUAGGACAAAACACGUCAGUCAGUGCUUGUCUGUUUUAUGUACAUCCCUUGCAUAGUUACCUUUUAUUUUACAUGUAAAACCUAAAUAAAACAAAAAUUGUUAAAUUUUAUAUUAAAUGAAACAGAAACUUCAAAGUUGUCAGCUAAACUACUAACCUGCUAAUGGUUCCUUUUUAGUUUAUUUAUUGUAUUGAAAGUAAACCGUAUCUGGCCUUUCUUACAUAAAUGUUUUUCAUAAAUCCAGUUUGUUGCUUGUAUUUAACAUGCACUUGGUAUGUAAUAUCCAGUUAAGGUUGUAAUUCAUUUAUAUGGCAAUUCUCAUGCUCCGUCUGAACCGGUGGUGCAUGCUGCAAGAGUAGUAAUGGAAAAAGCAAAAAAAAUAUAAAAAAAUUAACUUCAAGUAUUAUGAAAGUGUUUCAAGUAUAGAAAAUUAGGAUUCUUCAACGGCCUUUACUUCCCAUUGCUGGAACUAAUUACGUAGACUAUGACGUCUGUACUGUGAAUGCUCUUUGAAUAAAUUUGGGCAGCAAUAGUGUGCCCCUAUAACUAAUCUGCACUUUGUGGAUGGAUAUUUUGGGUUGCUAUAUUUUGUUUGCGGUUGGGGCUAUUGGUAUUGUGCUAUACCACACUUCUACAUCAUAGUUUUAAAAUAGUAGAUGCAUAGGGGCACAGUCUGUGUUGGUCUGUGCAAUUGUACCCAUAGUUUAUUCACCAGGUGUGUGUGUUUGUUCUUUUUUUUUUUUGCUCUAUUGUCAGGAUUUUGAGGCGCUGACUCCCAAUUUACUGGCUCGGACGGUAGAGACAGUAGAAGGUGGGGGGAUUGUAGUGAUUCUCCUUCGCACAAUGAGUUCUUUGAAGCAGCUGUACACAAUGACUAUGGUAAGUAUGGAGAGAGAGCGCAGAACAAUAUGUUGCACACCUGUGUGUAAAUUAUUGAGUUAA